Molecule: messenger RNA, 2431 nt
Organism: Cricetulus griseus (Chinese hamster)
Lineage: Eukaryota; Metazoa; Chordata; Mammalia; Rodentia; Cricetidae
Gene: Orc4
Product: origin recognition complex subunit 4
Biological process (GO): DNA replication; DNA replication initiation
Cellular component (GO): nucleus; nuclear origin of replication recognition complex
Molecular function (GO): DNA replication origin binding; ATP binding; ATP hydrolysis activity
Source: RefSeq, marked provisional
AGAGGCGGGGGGAGGGCUGCGCAUGCUGGGAGUGUGUGUGCGCUCUCGGCUGCAGCAGGUGAAGCAGAGCACAAGGAGCGGUGAGCAUCUUGUGUCCUCAUAGUCGUCGUGGGCCGGCUUUGCCCCGGUGUAGCCAGGCUGUCCUGCGAGAGGAUUUGAGUUGGUCGAAAUGAGCAAUCGUAAAACCAAGGGUAACAGUGCAGUACAUCCAGAAUGUCUUUCACAGGUACAAAGAAUUUUACGUGAAAGAUUUUGUCAUCAGAGUCCACAUAGUAAUUUAUUUGGAGUGCAAGUACAAUACAAGCAUUUAAUUGAGCUACUCAAAAGAACUGCUAUCAAUGGAGAAAGUAAUUCUGUACUUAUUGUUGGACCAAGAGGAUCAGGAAAAACCAUGUUAAUAAAUCAUGCUUUGAAAGAACUCAUGGAAAUAAGAGAAGUGAGUGAAAAUGUGUUACAAGUUCAUCUAAACGGACUGAUGCAGAUAAAUGAUAAAAUUGCUCUUACGGAGAUCACAAGACAAUUAAAUCUAGAAAAUGUAGUUGGAGAUAAAGUUUUUGGAAGCUUUGCUGAAAACCUUUCAUUUCUUCUGGAAGCUUUAAAAAAAGGUAACCGUGCUAACAGUUGCCCAGUGAUCUUCAUACUGGAUGAAUUUGAUCUUUUUGCUCAUCAGAAAAACCAGACACUCCUUUAUAAUCUUUUUGACAUUUCUCAAUCUGCACAGACACCAGUAGCAGUUAUUGGUCUUACAUGUAGAUUGGAUAUUCUGGAACUCUUGGAAAAAAGAGUGAAGUCACGGUUUUCUCACCGACAGAUACAUUUAAUGAAUUCAUUUGAUUUUCCACAAUAUAUGAAAAUAUUUAAAGAACAAUUAUCUCUACCUGAAGAAUUCCCAAAUAAAGUUUUUGCUGAAAGGUGGAAUGAGAAUACUCAGUCUCUCUCAGAAGACUCAACUGUGCGUGAAGUUCUACAGAAACUUUUCAAUGUCAACAAAAGCUUACGGUCGUUACAUAUGCUGUUGAUGCUUGCUUUAAAUCGAGUAACAGUAUCACACCCAUUUAUGACUUCAGCAGAUCUAAUGGAGGCACAGCAUUUGUGUAGCUUGGAUUCUAAAGCAAGUAUUAUACAUGGGCUAUCAGUCUUGGAAAUCUGUCUUAUAAUAGCAAUGAAACAUUUAAAUGACAUCUAUGAAGAAGAGCCCUUUAAUUUUCAAAUGGUCUAUAAUGAGUUUCAGAAAUUUAUUCAAAGAAAGGCCCAUUCUGUUUAUAACUUUGAGAAGCCUGUGGUCAUGAAGGCAUUUGAGCAUUUACAACAACUGGAAUUAAUAAAACCAAUGGAAAGAACUUCAGUCAAUUCACAGAGAGAAUACCAGCUAGUGAAACUACUUUUGGAUAAUACUCAAAUUAUGAAUGCCCUACAGAAGUACUCCAACUGCCCUACAGACGUCAGGCAGUGGGCAACAUCCUCACUAAGUUGGCUGUGAACAUUUUAAGUACAUUUCUGUAAAGAACUAAAAGCUACUGCCCUCUAUCUAACAAGAUAUGUUAUUACAUUCCUUUGUUUAUAAAUAUUGUUUAUGAGAAACCUGCACUUAGUAUCUUGGCUUAUGUGUUGAAUCAUUACUAUACAUACACAGUCUCAUUGAUUUAAAUUAUACUAUCAUGGGGAUAGUCCAUAUGAUGAUUUUAAGUGUACAUUCUGGAUCUACUUUAGUUCAGAAGGGAUCAGAAUUUGCCAUCUAACAUUACCUUAAAGGAUUCCAGGGAAACUGCUUCCACAAAAUAAUGAGAAUAUUUGCAGUGCUAGCUGUUUGCGCCUAAAAGGAAUUCCCUAAGACAGAAUGUCAGUCAAAGGUGCACAUCAUAAAUUCAUAGACCCAACCUAAAAGUAACACAGGUUGAGGUUUAAUCAUUCACUGGCUUCAUUUGUUCAAGAAUAUUUCAUUGCAUAUUUGUUCACAGUAAUAUUUUAUAAUUUAUAAAACAUCACCCUUCUGUGUGCAAUUUAUAAAGAAUUUAACUACAGAAUUUAGUACUUACAGAUUAGAAAACACACCAGUGGUAGUAUCCAGGAUCACAGUAUGGGACUGACCCUAAAGCCCAUGUUAAUAAAAACUAAAGCUCAGCAACAUAUUCCUUACUGUUUUUACAGGAUACUUUAAGAACUAAUUUAGCUUUUAAGAAAUCUCAACUGUUAAGAUUUCUGUGCAUUUAAAGUUCCACCUCAUAGGUAAAAACCCACUUUCUUCAUAUGCAGCCUUGCCUUUCCUACAAUAAACCAUGUUUAGCCUUCUACGUUUUAAGACUUUUUCCCAGCCUUAUCUCAUUAAGUUUGCUUGGUGGUUUCAUGACACAAUCCUCACAUUUUCAAGGAUGAAUUUUUUUUUUCCCCAAAAUACUUAACAUGAUAGCAUUACUACUGAAUAAAAGUGAAA